AAGCGAGGAAGGGGGUUUCUCCUUCCUGAGUGUUUUCCUGUUCUACAACUAAAAGUUCCAGGGUUUGAGAAUUAUCAGGCAUUCGUACACCCAGGGGACGGAGCAGUGUGACCAUGGCGCUGAAAGGGGCCUCCCUUCUGAGACGCUGGCCGAGCUUGCUUUCUAGAUUUCCCACUGGCUCCUUCUCACAAACAACAGCUGCCAACCAGUCCAGCCUCCAGGCACAGACUUCCCUCUACACUCCGGAUCACGUUGCCAUAAGGGAGACCUUAAGAAAGAUAAUUGACACUGAGAUUAACCCCUAUGUCAACCAAUGGGAGGAAGCAGGGCAGUUCCCAGCUCACAAGGUCUUCAAAAUCCUUGGAAAUGCUGGGCUACUGGGAGUCAAUAAACCACCAGAAUACGGCGGAAUGGGCCUGGACUUUUCCUAUAGUAUUGCAGUUGCAGAGGAGCUUGGCAAUAUUCGCUGCGGUGGGGUCCCUAUGGCCAUCGGUGUUCAGUCAGACAUGGCUACACCAGCUCUUACAAGGUUUGGCAGUGAUGAAUUGAAACGUCAGUUUCUUGCUCCAACCAUUGCUGGAGAUGUAGUCGUUUGUCUGGGAGUCAGUGAAGCAGGGGCUGGAUCAGAUGUGGCAAGUAUUAAGACAACAGCUGUGAAAAAGGGAGACGAUUACAUUAUCAACGGCAGCAAGAUGUGGACAACCAGUGGGUGCCAGGCUGAUUGGAUGUGCUUGCUUGCCAACACAAGUGCAGGGCCACCUCACAGAAACAAGUCACUUUUUUGUUUACCUAUGAAAACACCUGGUGUCCAGGUUACGAAAAAAAUUGAGAAAAUUGGCAUGAAAUCAUCAGACACAGCUCAGAUAUUCUUUGAAGAUGUCAGAGUUCCAAGCAAGUAUCUAAUUGGCGAGGAAGGAAUGGGCUUCACAUACCAAAUGUUGCAAUUCCAAGAGGAGCGCAUGUGGGGAGCAGCCAAUGUGCUGACAACAAUGGAGAACAUCAUACAAGAAACUAUUGACUAUACCAGUCAACGGAAAGUCUUUAACCAGCCAGUGCUGCAUAACCAGGUGGUACACUUUCGCUUAGCAGAAUUGGCAACUGAAGUUGAACUUCUGCGCUCGCUGCUGUAUCGUGCUGUUGCAAUGUAUGUCGAAGGUAAUGAUGUCACCAAACUUGCUUCCAUGGCUAAAUUAAAAGCUGGCCGACUUGCACGAGAAUUGAGUGACAGCUGUCUUCAGUUCUGGGGAGGAAUGGGUUUCACCAAUGAAGUUCUUGUUAGUCGGUUUUAUCGAGACUCAAGGCUGUUGUCGAUAGGAGCAGGAGCGGAUGAAGUAAUGUUGUCAAUCAUAUGCAAAUACAUGGGAACACUUCCAAGUAAAAAGUGAAUCUUUGCCAGACUGUUAAAUCAUCUUUCAAAGAUGAAAGAUUGUCAGAUCGAUUCAGUAAAAGUAAAAGCAUUUACACCAAGGCCUGUGUUUUACAAGCAUUUGAGUCUGGUGUAUAGACAAAUCAGAGCAACUUCAAACCACAUGACAAAUCCUCAUUUUUUUUUUUAAAAUAUGUUUUUUGUCUUUCUUUGAUUAAAUUUAUACAUGUGAAUGACUCAUUUUAAUUUAUUAUCCAAAGCAAAAUGCUUGUGUAUACGAGGCGCUUUUACAAUCAAGGCCAAAAUUCAAAAGGAAUUUAGAAAUAUAUAUUUUUGUAUUUUCUGCAUUAAUGAAUUAACUUAUUUUCUUGUGAAACUGUCACUAAAACACAUAAAUAAAUAGUAAUUCGUAAGA
Xenopus laevis (African clawed frog) is the source of this 1781-nucleotide messenger RNA. Its product is annotated as acyl-CoA dehydrogenase (3J649) L homeolog. Gene Ontology annotation, molecular function: flavin adenine dinucleotide binding; oxidoreductase activity, acting on the CH-CH group of donors; acyl-CoA dehydrogenase activity. Gene Ontology annotation, biological process: fatty acid beta-oxidation using acyl-CoA dehydrogenase. Gene Ontology annotation, cellular component: cytoplasm. NCBI's taxonomy places the organism in Eukaryota, Metazoa, Chordata, Amphibia, Anura, Pipidae. The record is from RefSeq and is marked provisional.